This is a messenger RNA of Sardina pilchardus (European sardine), 2627 nucleotides long. RefSeq names its product family with sequence similarity 83 member D (gene sack1d). The transcript is spliced from 4 exons. The record is from RefSeq and is a predicted model, not a curated record. Gene Ontology annotation, biological process: regulation of TOR signaling; regulation of ERK1 and ERK2 cascade; signal transduction. NCBI's taxonomy places the organism in Eukaryota, Metazoa, Chordata, Actinopteri, Clupeiformes, Clupeidae. Gene Ontology annotation, cellular component: mitotic spindle pole; cytosol. The coding region runs from base 55 to 1839 and encodes 594 amino acids. Gene Ontology annotation, molecular function: protein kinase binding.
AAGUCAUCGUUUCCAUAGUAAAUUUCAAGUGUGCAAUACCAACUUGAUUAUCAAAUGGCGUUAUCGCAGUGCUUAGAGGAUUCCCCUGGCUGGAGACUGCUUCCAAAAGGAGAACGAGAUGUAAAUGUAGAAGAACUUUAUAAUGAGAGGCAUCGACUUGCUUUAGAGGAACUGCUAUCGGGUGGAGUUAACUCUUACUUGGGAUUUCUAAAGAAAGAGAAAAUACCCAACUUUCUGUCCGAUGAAGAAAUCAGACGUAUAUCACGUUCAACUGUAGUUCCCAAAGCCUUUUCGCUUGCUGGAGACGAUGCACCUUUUGAACAGUCCGUCAGCACUUCAAUGGACUGUUCAUCUGUCACAUAUUUCCCAGAUGUGUCUGACGUGGAGCCCCCUGUUCUGGAGCUUGGUUGGCCUGCUUUCACGACAGGGUCAUUUCGUGGAGUAACCCGGGCAGUGGCCCACUUUCAGCCGAGCUAUGGGGAGUGUAUCUACAGCUGCAAGGAAGCAGCGAGAAAAAUGAUAAAGGGAGCUAAGGAGUUGAUCGCAAUAGUGACAGACUCCUUGACAGACCUGGACAUCUUCCGGGAUCUACAGGAGGCCUGUACCCGACGCAGGGUUCCUGUGUACAUCUUGCUGGACCAAGUGUCUGUUCCCUCCUUCUUGCAGAUGUGCAGCAACCUGAAUGUGCGCCUUGAGGAGCUAAAGCUGAUGCGUAUUCGGACCAUUACCGGAUGUACAUAUUACAUGAGGUCGGGAGCAAGGAUCACAGGGAAGGUUCAUGAGCGAUUCAUGCUAAUCGAUGGGCACAAAGUAGCUACUGGCUCUUAUCGGUUCAACUGGACAGAUGGGAAGUUGAACAGCAGCAAUCUGAUCGAACUGACCGGACAAAUAACAGAGAAAUUUGAUGAGGAGUUUCGCAUACUGUAUGCCCAGUCUCUGCCCCUAAAUGGCAGGGAGUGUCCUCCGAGUGCCCGUGGCAGCGGUAUAUACGACCACCUGCUCUUCAAGCUGCCCUCCACCCCACCGUCCCAGGUCCCCAAGCCGGUUACGGCCGACCAGGUAUGCAUGACCAGCACGCCCAACCGGGCCCAGAUGAUGGAGGCCCUCCAGUCAGGCCCAAAGGCCGGAGGGAAGAGCCGCAGGAGCAGCCACACCUCCAACGCCUCCACCCUCGGGGGGGACUGGAUGGAGCAGGACCUGUUGCAGGAUGAACCUCUGUUUGGGGGUCCUGCCCUUGCCCCUGCCCCUGCCCCUGCCCCUGCCCCUGCCCCUGCCCCUGCUCCUGUGUCUCCUGCACCUGCUCGACCUCUGCCUGGGGCGGUUGGCUGCCCGGCUCUAGCAUUUGUAGCUGCCCCCACCUCCGCCUGCCACACUUCCACACAGACGGGCAGCCAGAAUGUAGACAAGGGCGUGCAGACUGACCAAGGCACCAAGCGUCCAUUGCCUGGCUUCCCCCUGCAGGCCUCCACCUCCUCUACCCUGACCAACUAUGAGACCUCUUCCUCCACGUCCUCCGAUUCUGGCUCCGCCCAGCCGGGCGUCAAAUUGGGUCUUCGUCCUCCAAUCAGACGUGGCCCUGCCCCUCAGCAUUGCAGCCUGAAGGAGAGCUUUUGGAAGCUGUCCAAAGAGCGACAGGGCCACUACGCAUCCAUUCGGUCCAAGCUGGACAACAUGGUGUCCAUGCUGUCCCAUCGGCGGGAGCUGGUGGACCUCACCAACCUGGCCCUGAGUCCGGCCCUGCGGAGACGAAACGCCCACCAGCAGUCCAGACGGGCAUCUGGAGUCAUGAUGGAGACCACCUUCAUGGGGACCUGGCCUCGGUCAAGGGGUUUGCAGUGAAAGGCAAAGGCCAGGGGAAAUGAAGAGGUCUGCUAAUUUGCAAUCAAACCAAUGAAUGUUACUUAAUUAGAGAUACAUUCGACAAUACUACCCAGUUGUAUAGGAGCUUUCUGAAAAGGAGGUGUUGAAAAAUAGAGCUGCUCUCCGUCAUCUUCCUCCUCAGCAGCUUCUUGUUCUGUAUAAUAUAUUGCGGGUUAAAGGGAACUUGUCUAGAACUAAGUCUAGAAAUACUGCUUCUAUCAAAGAUGAUAUAAGAAUCCAUUUACAUCAUGCACUUGAGGACAAAAGAUUCAAAUAUUUCAUGGCAAAUAUUUCAAGUCAGGAUAAUGUGUAGAGAAUGACCAUUUUGGUGAAAGAGUUGUAAACGUAUAAUAUGUCAUGUGUUACUGAUAUAAAACUGAAUCCACUACAAUCAGUCAUAUAUAUGCAGUAGGUCAUUUGAAAGGGUUUGAUACAAAAGUUUAAAGCAAACUGCACCUCUGAAAAUUAAUGUCUUUAAAAAAAGAGCACCUUCUAGUAUUUAAAUCAAAAUGUUUUACAUUAUAUACAAGUGUGAAUUACGCAUUAUCUUUUAUUACAGAACAUAAACACUAAAAACACUAACAAUCAACUGCUGUAUAUGUGCAAUCUAAGGACAAGACACUACUGUAAUGCGCAACAUUUCUACCUUAAGCAAGGUUUACAUGGUACAGAACCUGUAGAUUCUGUCUCUAGGGUAUUGUAUUAUCCUAUGUGUGUUAUGUGUGUUAAAUACAAUAUCUAUAAUUUUGUUCCAAUAAAUUCUUCAA